AUGCUGAAAACUCGCGGUGGAGCAGGCCGUUACCAGCCGGCAAGAAGAACAGUCUGUGAUCGGUGCCAUGGUCAGAAGUUACGAUGCGAACGAGAUGAUAAGUCUGACAGCUGCAAAAGAUGCAGGAAAGCUGGCGCCAUGUGCUUGGUGACUCCAUUUGUACGGAUAAGAAGGCCAUCGGUGAUGGAACCCAGAGGGAUUCCAACGAGAGAAGCGCAAGCAUGGAAUCCUAGAACUGGAGAAGAGACCGGGUACUGCACGAGAACACCGGAAGAGGAAAUUAGCCCAUCUAAUUACCUUAACAACGAGACCAUGUUCUGGUCGACUGUCGAUACCGACCGAGCGACUUUUCAAGAUAAUGCAGAACACAAUAUGGCAUUAGAAAAUCUCCUGUUUUCUCCCACUUUGACGCCGGAAGCGGAGUUUGGACAGCUCCAGGAUAUGAACUGGGAGCGGAGACAAUACCAACGAGAUGACAGCGGAUGUGGAAUGUCCCUGAGUCCUACAAGACAAACCGCCAUUUUACCAUCGGGAUCUGGAAGUACGUCCAGUCAGUUGGACAGUCCCCGAGAUUCUAUGCCCGCAGAAAGGACGAUUCAACCGGUAGAUGAACCCUCGACGCGCCAACCAAAAGAUCAUGCUGAAACAGAAGACGAAGUCGCAAUUCAGCGCCUUAGCAAGCUCCACAGUUCUUUAUACAGCAGCUCGACGACUUCGUCGAGAAAUGGCGGGACGGGUGUCAUGAAUCAUUUACCCGUCGAAACACUUCACAGUUACGCAGUAGCUCUGAUCGACGUGAUCAGAAGCGUAACUGCUCUGACGAAACAACAAAACAUAGACACCCCGCCAUACGACCUACCCAAAUCCGAGACCUCAACCGACCAAAGCUCCAACCAUCCAACCCAAAUCAAACCAGGCACAAACCCUAGCAUCACAUUCCUAGUAUUAGGCUGCUACUCCCGUCUCCUCACCCUCUUCUCACGAACCGUCCACCACGCAGACAGCGCCCUCACCCUCCUAACCCACUCCCCCUCCAACCCAGACCGCGAGCAAAACUCCAUCGACCUCGUCCAGAUGAUGAGCAGCAUCGAGUACCUCACCAUCCGCAUAAACAACGCCGUGUAUUCCAUGACGCCCAAUCAACCCUCCAUACCGAGCACGCCCGCCGCGCUCCCCUGGGAUAUCGUGUGCGCGCCCAUGCAAACGAUCUGUGAUCAGAAAGAGCGAUUGCACGACAUGAUCCAGCGCGUGUCGAAAUCGCUGCGUGAGGGUCCCGUGGUGUGA
Molecule: messenger RNA, 1284 nt
Organism: Glarea lozoyensis ATCC 20868
Lineage: Eukaryota; Fungi; Ascomycota; Leotiomycetes; Helotiales; Helotiaceae
Product: Zn2/Cys6 DNA-binding protein
Exons: 1
Coding region: 1-1284 (427 amino acids)
Biological process (GO): regulation of DNA-templated transcription
Molecular function (GO): DNA-binding transcription factor activity, RNA polymerase II-specific; zinc ion binding
Source: RefSeq, a predicted model, not a curated record